This is a messenger RNA of Didymodactylos carnosus, 397 nucleotides long. The record is from the annotation of a GenBank genome assembly. NCBI's taxonomy places the organism in Eukaryota, Metazoa, Rotifera, Eurotatoria, Philodinida, Philodinidae.
UUUGAGCCUAAAUAGAAACGAACAAAAUGAGUUCGAUAUGAAAUCAACCAGAGAUGGGCGAGUACUUUAGUAUUUUAGAUAUUUUGAAAUGUGAUGCAGAAAGCAGAGACCAGUUUUAUGUCGGUUCGAUGGAGUUUGUUUUGCGCUACAAACUAUAUAAAAUACUGCAUCUUUUUAUGCUUCGAUCGAGAGAAAUUUAAUGUUAAAGGAAAUACUCGAAGCUCCGAGUAUUAAAAUACUAAAGUACUCGCCCAUCUCUGGUUGAUUUCAUAUCGAACUCAUUUUGUUCGUUUCUAUUUAGGCUCAAAUGCCUGAUCCUAAAACGUAUCGUCAACACUUUGAAAAUAAACAUCCAAAAAAUGAUUUACCUGACGAAUUAAAAGAAGUUGAAGUUUAA